Molecule: messenger RNA, 1411 nt
Organism: Linum trigynum
Lineage: Eukaryota; Viridiplantae; Streptophyta; Magnoliopsida; Malpighiales; Linaceae
Source: the annotation of a GenBank genome assembly
AUACAAGAUGGACCAUUUCAUUCUAAUUUUAUCGGAUGUCCGUGAAAAGCCACCAGCUAAAAAAAACAAAUUGUUAGGAAUAAACUUCAAAGAGUGAAAUGGGAAUAAGUUGUCGUUUAUGCACCUAUAUGUACUUUUCCCCACAAUUACGAAUUAUCUUAUUAUUAUUUGUUUUGUUGGUCAACAAGGCAGUCCCCUCCCACCUCUGUUCCUUUCUUCUGUCAAUAAUGCAACGACGCAAGUGAAAUAGAAAGCCAAUUGGCAAACAAAGAUAGAGAUCGGCGCCCAAAUCACCUAUCCGCAGCCGGAGCCGGAAGCUGGAGCAGAAUUUCUCGAUUGGCCUUUUCUGAUCUGAACUUUGAUCGCUCCGGCGACAGAUGAUGGAUGAGGUGAUGACCACCGCCGACGCUGCGACACUGGGCAGGGCGGCGCUCUCUAUGGCUCAGACGGCCUCUUCGGUGCUUCUGACUCCUCCAACGCCUCCAUCAGAUUCUUCUUCUCCGCCAUCGCCGCUGCUUCCGAGCAACCUCCCGCUGAUUUCCGCCUUCCUCGCCUUCGCUCUCGCUCAGUUCCUCAAGCUCUUCACCACUUGGUUCAAGGAGAAGAGAUGGGAUUCUAAAAGGAUGGUGGACUCUGGCGGAAUGCCGUCGUCACAUUCCGCCACCGUUACAGCUCUGGCUAUGGCCAUUGGCUUGCAAGAUGGAACCGGAUCCCCUGCUUUCGCCAUUGCUGUUAUCCUCGCCUGCAUUGUGAUGUAUGAUGCUUCCGGUAUAAGACUUCACGCCGGUCGUCAAGCUGAAUUGCUGAAUCAAAUUGUGUGCGAGUUUCCUCCAGAACAUCCAUUAUCCAGUAUCAGACCUCUGCGCGAGUUACUUGGACACACUCCAUUCCAGGUUGUCGUUGGAGGAAUCUUGGGCUGCAUAGUAGCUUACCUGAUGAGAAACACUAACUAAAGUAAAAUGGACACUGAAUUUCCUUACAGACCAAAAGGGAAUGCUUCAGUUUCAGUAUAUCCCCAGAAACUGGAAGUAGCUGAGGCAGGGAAAGGAAGGGACUUUUAUGUACUCUCAAAGCACCAUACUUCCAGUGAUCUUUAUCAAUUCUUAAAAAGAAAUCCAUAAGUUAUUCUUCCUGUACUUAGACUACUGUAAUUUUUAUUUAUUUAUUCCGUCAAUGGCUCCUUAGUCCAUUGUUGUUGGAAAUUCUUGUCAAAUCAAGUUGAAUGUAAUGGAAAAGCAACUUGAAUUCAAUUUACUUCGAUUAUUUGCAUGGAGCUUCUUUUUUCUUACAUAUUCGUUACCUUUUAAGCAUUACUUCCAUUUGGUGCAUUUCUAUUUCUAUCUUACUGUAAACAGGGAACAGAAGGAUGAUAAAAGGAUCUAGACACCUGCAAUAACUAGUAACAAGUUCU